This is a messenger RNA of Hydatigera taeniaeformis, 1170 nucleotides long. NCBI's taxonomy places the organism in Eukaryota, Metazoa, Platyhelminthes, Cestoda, Cyclophyllidea, Taeniidae. The record is from the annotation of a GenBank genome assembly.
AUGUUAAACAUCGAUCGUUUGGCGAGGCGGUUGCGUCGGGGUCUACGUUAUCGACGGUGGCGGCAGUCUUCUCGAAACCACGGUAAACUUCAAAUCAGUGGACUAGUUGACUCCGCCUGGUUCCUCAAUCAUCCUACUUACGCACAGGCCUAUUCAGGCAGUUGUACCAGCAUCUACGAUUGUCCUCCUGAGGAGGGAAUUCUUCGCGGCAUUGGGCUAUGGCAACCACGAAUUCCUCGUCGCUGUAGGAUGGCACAAGGGAAGAAGAACUUUUGGCAGUGCUACCUGGGCCCCGUAAUCUACUCCCACAUAAGAACUCCCACCUUCAUCAUACAAAGCCUCUUUGAUGAAGCCCAGUUGCAAAUGAGUAGAGCCAUCCUCCUGACCGGUGGUUCCUACAACAAAUUGACGUACAUUCAGAACUUGGGUAAAGCUGUUGCCAAGAGUCUCGACACCGUCCAAGGCGUCUUCGCACCGGCUUGCACAGACCAUGAGAUUCUCACUACUAAUCACUGGGCCCAACUAAUGGUGGAUUCGCAAAGUCUGCAUGACACCCUCAAUGCAUGGGACGCUCAUUUAACUCGAUGGCGUCGCUACCCAGACUGGUAUUUCCAUCUCCAAUCACCCCAAUCCCCCUACCGUGGGGAGACAGGACACUCAAGGUCACCCGAUAGCUCCCCACAAGAGACACAACAAUCGCAUCAGCUCAACUCCUCGAUGAUUUUCCUUUCCAAAUUGGUGGCGGUUUUGAAUCGUCCCAAGACAGACAAAUCAGCAAUGCGAGGAGGUCGAGAGCAUGCAAUCCGGCGAAGUCCUCGUGACCUUCUUCGGAACCAUCCACCCUUUCGCUUCCGCGUUGUUGACAGAUGCGCCUUGGACGUUGGCCCGGAUGAUGAGGUUGUAGUUGUGGGCGGAGGAUUAAGUGCCGCGAUGUCGGGUAGUCUGGCAGCAGCGUGUGCAGGCCGAUCAUACAUGACCCCUCUGUGUAAUCCUUCAUGCCGCGCCCUUACACACCCUCGCACCAUGGAGAGAUUGAGUGUAGUCUCACUCUACGAACUCUACGGUGUGGAUUCAGCCCAACUUGCCGCCAACAUCGGUGUCUCCGUCACCCAACUGAAGGCACUGCCUGUGAAAAUGCAGAUGCAGAUGCUCUUCUGUCGGCCAGUCUAG